Molecule: messenger RNA, 7916 nt
Organism: Bactrocera oleae (olive fruit fly)
Lineage: Eukaryota; Metazoa; Arthropoda; Insecta; Diptera; Tephritidae
Gene: fus
Product: epithelial splicing regulatory protein fusilli
Molecular function (GO): mRNA binding
Source: RefSeq, a predicted model, not a curated record
AUUAUGGCAUUAGCGGUUUAGGAGAUAUGCACAUUAAACCUAUUAGGGGCGGGACCACGCCCACUUUAAAAAAAAUUUUAACUGCAGAUGCCCCUCCCUAUUGUGAUCCUGUAUACCAAAUAAGAGUCUUGUAUCUUGUUGUGGAGCUUAAUUAUGGCAAUUUAUUUAUUUUUGAAUAAUGUACACAUACACAUACAUAUACAACAAAUUAAAAAUGGUACACAAAUAAAUUACCUUCCUCAUAAAAAUGCUUAACGCUGAAUGAGAGAAUGAAACAACAAAGUUUCAUGUUUGAACUAAUCCUGGAUGCUUGAAAUUAGAAAUUUUGAUACCGGCAAUAAGAUUUACAUCGUCUUUUAAUACAAAUAUUUAUUAUAGCCUUUAAAACAGGUUCCUGAGCCAAUAUAAGUAUGCUAAUGCUUAUUCCAAUUUUCCGUACAAAUUUGCCAUACAAGAACUUUAUUUUGAUUGAUCAGUUUGUGUGGCAGCUAUAUUCUAUAGCAUUCAGACCGAUGUCUUAAAAUUUCAGGGACAAGUUCGCGCAUAUAAAGAUAGAUAGACGGACAUAGCGAAAUAGACUAAGGACUUCACGCCAUUAAUUUAGAUUAUAACGCGUAUUUAGCGUGGGCUAGUCUUAACCCGUUAAAUACGUGAAAAGAUUUAUUGUUUAUUUGAUUGAUUUAUUAGCGCGGGUUCACACACGAAGACUUUUGUUGCCCAAAAUCGUAGUUUGCAUGCGAGGAGGCGACGGAGAAAGACGAAGUGCGCCGAGUUGUUCGUGUUCAUGUUUUGUGUUCUUGUUUGUAACAGUUCGAUAUUCUGUUUCAUUUCGAAAUUCCUUGGUUGCCGUUCCGCUCGGACUUAAAUGAAUACUUACAAUAUGUUCGAAAAUUUGAAUUUUGUCACGCAUUUAUUUGUAUAUAAUAUGCAAAUAUGUUUAAAAUAAUGCAUAAUAUUAUAUGUACCACGUCUAUAUAAUAUAAAAUUAAUAUUAUAAAAAAUGGUGAAUAAGGAUACAAAUUAGCUAAACAAAAAUAUUAUAUGUACCAGGUCUAUAUAAUAUAAAAUUAAUAUUUUAAAAAAUGGUGAAUAAGGAUAAAAAUUAGCUAAAGAAAAAUAUUAUAAGUACCACGUCAAUAAAGGGUACAAACUUUGACAAUAUGAUAUGAAAUAGAAUGCAUAAAAUUGCCCGACUCAUAUCGUCUGUGUGAAUGCAAUGGGCAACACUAAAUGAGAAUUAGAAAUUCAGUGUAAGAUUGAAAGCUAUGGAGUUUAUUAUAGUACAACUCAACUCCUCAAAUUCACCCCAAUGAUUUGUAGUUUAUUCUGUAUAUCUCUCUGAACUGGUUAUUUAUAAGAUCACCAUACUUGAACACAAACACAACGAAAAGGGUUUUCUUCUCUCAUAGGUAUGUUAUUAUUCAACAGGUAAACGGAAAGCCAGCGUAAUCUCCAUUAUAAGGUGAAAUGUGUGUGUACAGCUACACAUACAUAUACCGUGAGAGUGCGUAAAAACCUGUUGCUGUAUGUGUUUGUACAAAUUUACCUUACGAUACUAAUAUACACGUUGAACGAGUAUUGCUAUGAUGGCUGUUGCUGAUUGAAAUGCCAGUAAAACCGUGUUCGUUGCGCCUUAAAUAUGCUGCUAAAACGUUUCAGCGUUGUUAGAGCUUUUUAACCAAAUUAAAAAAAUCAAACAAUAGUAAAUAGUUGCACUUACUUAUCCUAACAUGUUUUAAAAAUAAUUAAAUCCAGUUCAAAUCUGAUUGGACUAAUAUUAGUUACAUAUGUAGACGGCUAAAAGCCCUCGUCUAAAGUGCAAUAAGAAAUAAAAGGUAAAAAGUUAAUCGCUGCGAUUACGAAAACAGGUAGGUAAGUAUGUAGGCAAGUGGACAACGGCAUGGAAAUACAUUAAGCUGUGAAAACCUUGGGACAUGUCUACAAAUGUGAAAAUCCGUUAAUUUUAUUUAUAGAAUAUAUAUAUAUAAGCAUGUAUAUACUCGUAUAUACAUAUAUAAUAUAAAGGCAGAACGAAAAUAUUCCUUCCCAAACGCACAUAUGUACAUAUGUACCUAUAUGCGAAAGAAAUUUGCUUAGUCAACACUUCAAUAUUUUAAACAAAUCCACGAAAAUACUCGAACUAAUAUAACAAAUGCAAAAGCCAAUAAAAGGAAAAUACAUCCUGUGAUCAUAUUCAAGACAUUCUAAUAAGCCAACAGCCAUAAAGCAGGCCUUAAAAAGGAAAUAUGCAGGUCUCAGAAUAUUUGGUGUCAGUAUAUAUCGCAACAUGUGGACAAAAUGGGCCCGGACUUGGAGCGGAUGAAAAGGAAAUAAUAUUGCUGGUUUAUAUUAUUUUGGAAGCUAGUAGCGGAAAGAUUAUUGGAACAAAGCAGCUGUUGGUACGACCUGAUGGCAGUUUUGCGAAGGAUCGCACAGUGUCCGGCUCAUCAGAUGUUGCAGUAAUGGUAGGAAUUUCAUCGCCUCCUCUUGCAUCCCAAAAUGCUGAUGCCAUUAACAAUAACAACACUAGCAUUAGUAACUCAAACACACUGUUGAAAAAUGUAUACAACAAUCCAAGUACAACUGUAAUUCAUAGCAAUAAUACUAACACGAUCACAACUGAAUCAAGUAGUGGUAUUGAAGCGGCAGAUUCGAUUACAACAACAGUUAAUACAACAUCAGUCCCCGAUACAAUUGAGCUGCCUGUAGCAGUUGCUCACUCUCAGGGAAAGCCCCUCCAGGAAGCAAUAGACGAGUUUGAUGAAUAUUUACGCUCUUUGACAUUAUAUGGCGAUGAUAUCGAUAGUAUCAAUUUCAUUACUGACGGGCAACUUCCCUUACGCCAGUGUCUUCAUCGCGAAGCCUGCGCCAAAAAUAUCCGGCUACCGAACUAUUACAACCGCUUUUGUGAUCUUCGUAAAGAAUUUCUCAAGUACAAGUCGGGUGACUUAUCACGCGCUUUGGUUCCCGUAAAGGAUAUAAAAAAAAUACUCCAAAUACCAACAGCUGCGGCUCCUCAGAGUAUCGGAGAAAUGAUGAAAGAAUUAAAUAUUACCACUAGUGAAGAACAGGAAUUCUAUGUUAAAGAAUCUCGCGAAAUGGUGUCGGUGAUACAAGUAAUGCUGAAAGGAGGACACAAAUUUAGAGCAAAUGAAAUAGUAACCCUUGUUCUGGAACCUGGAAUUUGCUCAAUUGACGACGACAUAGACGGUAAUUGUAUUGUACGCGCUCGAGGUUUGCCUUGGCAGAGCAGUGAUCAGGAUAUAGCUAAAUUUUUUCGUGGUCUGAACGUUGCCAAGGGUGGUGUUGCUCUUUGCCUAUCGCCUCUUGGGCGGCGUAACGGUGAAGCUCUUAUUCGAUUUGUAUCACAAGAGCAUCGCGACAUGGCACUAAAACGUCACAAACAUCAUAUUGGAAGUCGGUACAUUGAGGUUUAUCGCGCCACUGGCGAAGAUUUCUUAGCCAUUGCAGGCGGAGCUUCUAACGAAGCGCAGGCUUUCCUCUCCAAAGGUGCACAAGUCAUAAUACGAAUGCGGGGCCUACCAUAUGAUUGCACCGCCAAACAAGUAUUGGAUUUUUUUACCACUGGGGAGGACCCUUGUACUGUUCUUGAUGGUGUAGAAGGAGUGCUCUUUGUCAAAAAACCAGACGGCCGAGCGACUGGUGACGCCUUCGUGCUAUUUUCUAUUGAGUCGGAUGCACCUAAGGCCCUUUCUCGCCAUCGCGAAUCAAUAGGGCAGCGUUAUAUAGAACUAUUUCGCUCGACAACAGCAGAAGUUCAACAAGUUUUAAAUCGUUCUAUGGACCCAAGGACUUAUGAAGCUAAUCAACAACAGCCACUUAUUUCCCAAUUGCCGUCAAUGUCGCUAUCGCUGCUACCUCAGCACUUGAUUACUUCAGGAACCACAAAGAACUGCAUUCGUUUACGUGGCCUACCUUAUGAGGCCUUAGUCGAGCACAUUUUACAUUUUUUGGACGAUUUUGCAAAGCAUAUUAUAUUCCAAGGAGUACACAUGGUUAUCAAUGCCCAAGGUCAACCUAGUGGUGAGGCUUUCAUUCAAAUGGAUUCAGAGGAGUCCGCGCGCUUGUGUGCACUACGCAAGCAUAACCAGUUUAUGAUGUUUGGUAAAAAGUACCGAUAUAUUGAAGUAUUCCAGUGCUCUGGUGAUGAUAUGAACAUGGUCCUGAAUGGCGGUCUACAAUCCCCUAUUUCCGCGACACCGCAUCCCCAUCAAUCAGCUGCAUCUAAGCAGUCAUCGCUGCUUUCACCGGGUAUGUUACCUCAACCGUCGCCGUCCAACGCACAGGCAAUUAGUUCUCAUACGCAUGCUCACGCUCACAAUCAGGGUCAUUCUAAUGCCCACUUUCACACUCAUGGCCAAAGUCCCCAUAUAACACAUGCGCAUGCGCAUACGCAUGCCUUGCAAUCAUCACCACCGAUGGCAGCAGCAGUAGCUGUGCUAUCACAACAGCAGCACGUUGCGCUGCCAUCAACAAAUCCACAAACUGUGGCAGCUAUGACAGCUACAGCAGAUAGCCUGUCUCCCUUUAUGACAACCGCAGUUGGUACACUAUCAAAUGCUGCUCAGCAUCAAAGCAUAACGGUGCAAACAAAUGCUGCCGCCGCAGCCGCUGCUGCUGCUGCAGCUGCACAAAAUGCUGUUCCACUCGGUGGACUAGGAAAUUCGCAAACUUCCACAUUACAAAUUCCACCAAGCGCUUCCAAUGUACAAACAUCUGCUAUGACUGCAUAUCCUUUUAAUUAUUCUUUACCAUCGCCUCAGUUGUCUAUGGGAGCUAACUCUGCGAUUAUUGCGCAACAACAGGCUCAAUAUAUCGCGCAGCAAAAUUUGUUGGCACGCCAGCAAGCUGCAGCUGUGGCUGCAGAGCAUCAACAACAACAGCAACAACUGUAUGCAAAUUUUAUGAACCCUUUGCUAUUCCAACAUCCGUCCGCUCCGGGUGCGUCUAAUGUAACGUCCCCUAGCCCUUCUGCUGCGGGUACAGCUGCAACGCAUCAUCAGUUUGUGCUUAUGCCGCGCCCAUUCUCCUUUCAACCAUUUCCGAUCGGUUAUUUGCCACAAAGCUAUCCAUAUGCAGCAACUGCAACGGGUUUGAGUGGUGCGAGUGCACCAGCUCCAGUCGCUGGCGUCAUGCCCAACGCAACAAUGACAGCAGGCCCAACCAUGCCCCAUUCCAUGAAGCGUUCGUAUGAGAAUGCCUUCCAGCAUGAAAGUAAUAUUGCGACUGCCGCUAAACGGGCUUUUACACGCCCUCCCAAUGCCGGUAGUUUAUACCAGUUUUAUAAUCCUGGAAUUUAGUCAGGUUGAGAUUUGGAAUUAAACACAAAAUGCUAAUAAUAGGACGAAUUAAUCCUUCAUCAAGUAGUACAAGGUUUUGUGCGGCCAGGCAGUUCUUGUACUUUCAUGUAAAAACAACAAUCCGACACUCAUUUGUGGUUAAAAUUUUAGUCCAGGCUAAGUAUUUACCUUCCAAUGUAAAGAUUGACGUGGUUGCAUCACGUAUAAAUUCCCUUCAAUAACAUUUUUUUACAUUUAAAAAGUAUAUGUGAAAUGCUGGCGACUAAAAGGUAUGAUUGCAAUAAAACUAUUAUUUUAUACUGUCAUUUAAAUAAUUAUUCACAUUGUUUCCGUACAAUAUGCAUCUACGGUCUUAUGGAAGAUUAGCUUAAUACGAGUUGAGGGAAAAAUUAGGUGCUGUUUUGGCAAAAGCCUAUACGCUCAAGCUCUUAAUGUUAACCUAUUUUCCAUAUCGAACAUAGGUAUGUACCAUAUAUACAUGGCACAUAACCAGUUAUACAUAUCUACAUAUCCACUUUAAAUCAUAUACUUCCAUAUAUACGAGUACUUACCUAGUAAGAGUUCAUAGAAAUAAGAAAACAAUUGUGUUGUUUUGAACUGCAAUUUGGUUUAGAUAUAUUAGACUGGAAUAUCUUAAAUACAAAUUACAUCCGAUGUGUAAAGUUUAUCUGGGUAAUAUUAUAUAUGUAUUUAUCUAAAAAACGAUUAAUUCUUGGCAUCUCAAUCUCUGUUAAUUUAUUAAUAUUACCGCGUGAAUUUUUAAUCUUUUUUAUGAACUUAACAUAUCAACAAAAUACAAAUAAGGCGAAACAACGCAAGAAGUUGAAAGAGGCUAGUAAUAUUCAUUAAUAAAGUGCUUAACAGCUGCGCCAUUCACAUGUUUGUGAAAAAAAUACAUUUUGUAAGACUUGUGCAAUUUCAUUGCUUAAAAUUAAAUAAAUUUUCCUUAAUUAUUUUUGCAAUUGAAGGGCUACUUCGUAAAUGAAUAUUGCAAGGUGUUGGAUUUGUAUUUGCCUUAAACACAAAACGUUUUGCUAUCAAUAUAACAUAAUUCACAAACUUUGCUGAGCUUUUUUAUAUGAACACUAUUCAUAUGUACGUAUUUGCUUAAUGCAAAUAAAAAUCUGAUUAAACAGCUUUUAAAUUCUAAGGAUUUUUUACACUUUUCAGUAACGAUUGAUUGAAAAAAUCUAUUUGCAAAUAAAUGUAGCAUUUAAAUGGAAAAAAUUAUGAUUUCUAAAAUCGCUAUAGUUAAACAUCUUGAUACUAAAUAUUAUAUAUAUGUUAUACUAAUUUUACAUGGCAAUAUAAAUAUCGUUCCUUAGAGCAAAUAAUUUUAAAGUAAUUUCAUACACAAAUUUAUAUACCUACAUAUGUAUAUUAAUAAAAAAAAAAAUGUCAAAUCUGAAUGGAUUUGUCUCCAUGGAGCGAUAUUUUAAAUUAGACUAAAUAUUAUUAAGGCUAAAAUUCUAUAUUCACUCUAUUAUAUAAAUCAAUAUGAAUAUAACUAGUUACACUUCGCUUGAAUUGCUCAAGUGUGAGUUCAAUAUUACUUGUAUAGGUACGUUUUCUUUUGUGUAUAUUUAAUAUGAGUUCAUCAUUAUAUGUGCAUAUGUAUAUGGUGUUAGUCGCAUAUUGAUUUAUGUUUAGUGUCAUCACUAAUUUUUCCCAUUUGCUUACAUCAAUUUGGUCGAAAGAGUACAUAUUUUACUCAUGAAAAUAAUAUUUUAAAAUUUUUAUUCAAGCAAAAGUUUUACCAAAAUGUGUCGUUUAUGUACUUAUAUAAUUAUUUUUUAUAACCAAAUGACUUUAGCUAAAUUUUAUAUUUACAUGUAUUUUAAUGAGCUUCUUCUCUACUUUUGAUGUGCGUCUGACAAAAUUUGCCGCAAUCAAUGCACAACUCUAUGCCAUUCUUUAUAUAAUUGUAAUAAAAAUUAAAUUUUGAAGAAACGUUAGAAUACUCGCUUCAAUAUAACAGUAAUAAUUUGUUAUGUCGAUUGUAAAUGCUAUACCUAUUCCUUUAGAAUUUCGUGAGUUACGGAUAAACCGAUUUUAUUACAGCAUGUAUGGUAGUAGGGCUGAAAACAAAAGUUAUUAUAACAGACAAUCUUAAUUUUAAAUACAAUAAUUUUCUGUUAAUUCGGGAUGAAAAUAUUAAGCACUUGCGUUGUUACGUUGCUAGUAACAUUGAGAAGUUAUACCUAUUAAAAUUGUAUGCCAAUUAUAUGUCUAUUAACUCGUUCGAUAGUAACUAAUUUAUUUUAUUGCAUGCUGAAAUAAGACCGCGUUUAUAAAUAUUAAAAAAAUACUUAGUAACUAUCGUUAUAAACAUAACCGAAUAUGCGACUGGAAAUCGAUUCUGUGUCCACUUAUGUAUAUGCACACCCUUAUCACAGUUUUUUGCACCAUAUCUUUCGACAAUAUGAUAAAUUCAUAUUAUUUCGCGAUAGCUUUUAUUUUAAUGCAACAGAUGAAGACUCACUAUACUUAAGGCAAUCCUUUCAAUACAUAAAUCUGUUUGUAGCUCAAUAAUUUCACCUUUUACUUAGUAAUAAACAUAAUAAUUUAAUGACAAAGAAACAUUUAAAUAAACAA